ACUUUAUGGGAGUGUCACUCACAGUUAGGCGUGUUCACUUUACUGUCAGUUCUCUGCCGGACAAAAACAGCUAAACGCUUUCUCAAAGACGAAGCUUGUUCUGCCUCCUUCGCCACUUAUUUAUUAAUUUUGUAAGCACUGAAGCAGUUUUUGGGUGCAUCCGAGUAAUUUUGCUCUUGGCGUCUGUUUUAAAAACAAGACAGAAUCACUAACCGGCUGCUGCAGACCUCAAGACAUUAAGUGUUAUUCAGAGGCUCUGGCGUGAUGUCAGACCCGGGCUUGUCAGAUGAUAGAGAGCUGAGGCCCAUAGACUUCAUCCAGCUUCAGCAUUACAUUGACUACUGCAGUCUGAAAGUAAAAGAUGUGUUAAAGGAAUUCAAUGCAGAUGGCAGGUUAGCCAAAUACAGACAUGGAGAGUGCAUUGAUGAGGAAGGUUUCCGGCUCUUCCUGAAGACAUAUUUGGAGGUGGAGGACUUCCCAACAAAUCUGUGCCAGCGGCUAUUCAAAUCCUUCCAGAACUCAGAGUCGGCAAAAUCAGAUGAAAACAGGGAAGUCUUUCUGAAGGAUGUAUCCUGUUAUUUCUCUCUCCUGGAAGAUGGGCAGCCCAGGGACAAACUUGAGUUUGCCUUUAGACUCUAUGACAGAGAUGGCAACGGUGUUCUGGACAGUUCGGAAGUGGACCGCAUUAUUGCCCAGAUGAUGCAUGCAGCAGAUUACCUUGGUUGGGAUGUUUCUGAACUGAGGCCUGUGCUGAAGGAUAUGAUGACAGCGAUUGAUGCAGAUAGCAGCGGAACGGUGUCAUUACAGGAAUGGGUGGAGGGGGGGAUGAAUAAUGUCCCACUACUGGUUUUACUGGGAUUGAAGAUGACCCAAAGAGACGGCCAGCACCUGUGGAGGAUGAAACAUUUCAACAAGCCUGUGUACUGCAACGUCUGUCAGAAUAUGUUGCUGGGGCUCCGCAAACAGGGUCUCUGCUGCACCUGCUGCAAAUACACAGUCCAUGGCCGGUGUGCCAAUAAAAACCCGGCUUCUUGCACUCGCACAUAUGUGAUGUCAAAGAAAGAGACAGGGAUUGCAACUCAUGACUGGGUAAGCGGAAACUGUGAUUCUGGGAAGUGUGACCGGUGUCAAAAGAAGAUCAAGAGUUUGCAAGGCCUUACCGGGAAACGCUGUGUCUGGUGUCACUCCUUGAGACAUGAUGAGUGUGCAACCCAGGAACCAUUCGAAUGUGAUUGUGGCCCUUUCAGAGAUCAUAUCUUACCACCAUGGGCAAUUUAUCCCGUCAUCAAGGAGAGGCAAAACUGUGUAAAGAACAGCUGCGCAUUUUCAGGUGAUGACAGUGACCACAACACUACACCUGACGGACAGGUGCUACAGAUAACCCCAAUUGCUGACACUCAUCCUCUUUUAGUGUUUGUGAAUCCUAAAAGCGGCGGUAAACAGGGAGAGAGAAUCCUUCGGAAAUUCCAAUACUUGUUGAAUCCUCGGCAGGUUUAUAAUCUUUCCAGUGGUGGGCCAGGUCCAGGGUUAUGUUUCUUCAGAGAUCUGCCGAACUUUAGAAUAUUAGUUUGUGGAGGUGAUGGCACAGUGGGCUGGAUCCUGGACGCUAUAGAUAAAGCCAACCUGGCAGCGCGCCCCCCAGUGGCCGUGCUUCCUCUUGGCACAGGAAAUGAUCUUGCACGGUGUCUUCGAUGGGGCGGAGGUUAUGACGGGAUGGAUCUGGGCCGGAUUUUGAAGGACAUUGAGGCCAGUUCUGUGGUGCAGAUGGAUCGCUGGAGCAUACAGGUGAUCUUGGAGGACAGUCAGGAGAGAGGUGAUCCUGUUCCCUACGAAAUCAUCAACAACUAUUUCUCCAUUGGAGUGGAUGCCUCCAUCGCUCACCGCUUUCACACCAUGAGGGAGAAACAUCCACAGAAGUUUAACAGCAGGAUGAAGAACAAACUGUGGUAUUUUGAAUUUGCCACGUCUGAGACAAUCUCAGCAUCCUGUAAAAAACUCAAGGAGUGUCUCACCAUUGAGUGUUGCGGGACUCAGUUGGAUCUCAGUUGUCUUUCUCUGGAGGGAAUUGCCGUCCUCAACAUUCCCAGCAUGCACGGUGGCUCCAACCUGUGGGGUGAAGCCAAAAAAAGUGAAAAAGCGGACCAGGACUUGCCUGAGGUCAUAGUAGACCCUGAAGUCUUAAAAGUGAGCCCGCAAGACAUGAGCGAUGAACGUGUGGAGUUGGUGGGGUUGGAAGGAGCCAUUGAGAUGGGACAGAUAUACACAGGGCUGAAGAGCGCAGUCCGGCUUGCCAAAACAUCUCAGAUUACCAUCAGGACAAAGAAGCCUUUGCCGAUGCAGAUAGAUGGAGAGCCGUGGAUGCAGCCACCUUGUACCAUUAACAUCACACACAAGAACCAAGCUAGUAUGAUGAUGGGCCCUCAAGCCAAAUCUGGCUUUUUCAACCUGAAAUAGAGUUUACCUUCGCUUGAGGAUGAUCCAUGUCACUUCAAAACUGUGUGUGCAUUAACAAGGACUCUGAAGCCAAUGAAAGUUUAAAGCAAUUAUGUUAAUUUCGCAACAGAUGUUUACUUACUCAAAUCCUUGUGUUUUAGGAGAUUAUCCUUACAUGAGGUACAAACUUUUCAUCUUAAUAUCAAUUAUGCUCUCUUUAAAGAAAUGUAGUGCUCUUAAACAGUAGGUCAUCAUGCAUUCAUUUUUGCAUGCAUUUUUUUUGCUGUGAUAUACAUAUAUUAUAUGCACAGGUCAUUCCAAGUACAUAUGUUGAAUACUUGUUUUAAGGUUAUGUAGAUAUACAUAAAAUAUGCAUCACUCCAAAGCAUCUAGUGAAUUUGCUGUGCAAAACAGUGACUUUGCUGUAAGAUUAGAAGCAGAUCUGCAUUAACUCUGCACUGUGCUUUUUGUUUUUCCUUUAGAUUUUUUUUUUUCUCUCAGCUAAGCCUAAAUCUUCUGUUGCUACUGCAGUUACUAAUCAUGAAUGUCAAGAUUAAUCCAAUGUGCCAGUGCGCUCUUUGCCAGAACAAUGACUAGAUUUAGCAAAUCAAAAUCUUAAGAGCUUGAUGAGACAUCUAAUUUAUUUGCUGUUAAAUUGUACACCUAAAAUAGUAGGUGUAAUAUUGAGAUAAUAUAUUGAAACAAAAUCCAUGGUAUGUUAAUUAGGUUUCACUGUAUUAAGAAUGUAUUGAGUCAGUUGUGUGCUGUUUUUGCAACAUUUCAUACAUUUAAAUAGUGAUAGUAAUCUGUUAUUUUAGUUUGUUCUUAUAACUCAGUGGACAAAAUCCUAAAGGUUUUAGAUUGCACUGCAAAUGAAUGGCCCUCUGGCAUAGCUUUAUAAUUCUAUGUUGUUCCUGAGAAUGUAAAGCAUCUAUUAAUUUUUUGAAUUUGUCUGAAUAAACAUUUCAAUGUUA
Pimephales promelas (fathead minnow) is the source of this 3407-nucleotide messenger RNA. It is a transcript of the gene dgkaa, whose product is annotated as diacylglycerol kinase, alpha a. Lineage: Eukaryota; Metazoa; Chordata; Actinopteri; Cypriniformes; Leuciscidae. The record is from RefSeq and is a predicted model, not a curated record. Gene Ontology annotation, biological process: phospholipase C-activating G protein-coupled receptor signaling pathway. Gene Ontology annotation, cellular component: plasma membrane. Gene Ontology annotation, molecular function: calcium ion binding; ATP-dependent diacylglycerol kinase activity.